UCAUUGAAUGUUAUAACUAGUUAAUUUAUUUUUUUAGGUCUUUAAAUUUUGUUAAAUUAUCCCAUUUAUUUUUUACAUUUUGUGAAUUAAUUUAAAUACUUAAUUCUAUUCUACUUAUAUUUUUUCAGGUAGAGGAAAGAUCAUCUCUUAUGAAGAAUUCUUUUUAAAUUCCAUAUAUUCCGCUCUUUAUGUUAAUUCUAAACUAGUAGAUAACAUUAACGUAGAAUUAAAUAUUAUCAGAGUCUUAGUACGAAUUCAAAUAAUAUUUUCCAAAAACUCUUCUACAUUUUUGAAUCGUUGAUUAUUUUAUUACUAAUUUGUAUUAAUCAGUAAAAGUUUCUUUUAAGAUAUCUUACUAUCUCACACAAAUGGAUACCUACCUACACCCAUCUCUUUGUCACCCGCUUUUGCGAUUUUGGUGCUCAGGUUCGCCCUCUCUUAAAUGCUCGGACUUCAUGUAUCCUAUAUUUGUCACUAAUUCAUCGAUGCCCUCCAUGAUUUCGCCCUUAACAGAACUAGAACCCGAUAACUCCAACGAGAACUCCUCAAUUAUUAAUUCUAAGGAAGAUUAUUCAAUUCAUGCUAUUACUCCUAUACCCGACACUGUUAACCACAAAACAGAAACCAUGGCUAUGGAGAAGAAGGGCAUACCGGGCGUGUCAAAAAUAUCAAUCGAUAACCUCAUAACCACGCUAGAGCCCUUAGUAUCCAAAGGGCUCAAAUCGGUUUUAAUUUUUGCCACGGUUCCGGACGAGCUAAAAGAUGAUCGAGGUACUGCCGCUGAUUCCCUUCUAACUAACCCUGCCUUAAAAGCUGUUGGUUUGAUAACUGCAGCCUUUCCCAGGUUGCUCGUAGCCUGUGAUCUGUGCCUUUGCAAUUUUACUAACCAUGGCCAUUGUGGAAUACUCAAGCACGGCAAGUUAUUUUCAGCUGUACAAUCUGAUAAGAGAUAUGACCUUGUGGAUUUCAACGACAGGGAUAUUGACGUGGCAAUGCCUAGCAUCGAAAUAAAUCGUCCCGAAACGAAGACUGCCAAAAGACUCAAAACCAACUCUCAUAUCCUCCCGGUCCAGAGAGAUUUUGUCGAUAAUUUUGGGUCGGUGACUCGCCUGGUGGAGAUAGGGCUUGCAUACUCCCGUGCCGGGGCUCAUCUCUUGGCACCCUCGGACAUGAUGGAUGGCAGGAUAGGUGCCCUCAAGAGGGCCUUGGUGGCUCAUGGGUUGCAAGCUCGCACGGCUGUCAUGAGUUACAGUGCCAAAUUCGCUUCGGCCUUUUAUGGGCCCUUUAGAGAUACAGUCGGGUGCAAAAUCAAAUCGCUGGUGCACAAUACAGAUCCCACAAACACCCCCAAUGUGGAUUCCUUACCCAGUACCCGGUGCUUGAUUUCCAAUGAUCGCUCCAGCUAUCAACUGCCUGUUGGUUCUACCGGUCUGGCUCUACGAGCAUUGGAAAGAGAUGUUCGUGAGGGGGCCGAUAUUCUUAUGGUGAAACCUGCCACAAUGUACUUAGACGUGGUUAAGUUGGCCAAAACUCGAUUUCCUUCUUUUCCCUUAGCUACUUACCACGUCUCGGGCGAGUAUGCCAUGCUUUACCAUACAGCCAAGGCCGGCUGUAUAGACUUAGAAAGCGCCCUUGUAGAGACCGUUCUUUGUAUGAAACGGGCGGGCGCCGACAUAAUUAUAACCUAUUUCACGCCGUUGUUAUUGGACAUUCUGGCCAAAACUUACAAUCAUCCCACUUAUUCGGCUAAUAUGUAUUCAUCAUGUCCCAUGAGAACUCCCACGAGUUAUGAUAACUUGAACCAUUCGCUUAACGGUGGAAGAGAGGCAAGUCCCUCUCCCGAAUCUAUGAUUUCUUCUUUGGAUUCUGGAAUUGGAUUUCAUGUAGCUGUCGGUAAUGGGUUGGGUGAUUUGGUAGAAACCCAUGAGGAAAAUGGUAGGAGUAGGAAUAGUAACAAUGUUUCGCACCUUUCAGAGAUGUUAUUUUUGUAAAAUUAAUAUUUUUUUCACGAAAUUUUUAAUAUAUUUGGAAACUUCUAACAUUUUUUAUUUGAAUACUUUGUAUCCGUAAAAUUUUUUAUCUUUCUGCGGAUUUCGAUUUUCAAACUAACAGCACCAAUAUAUAAUUGCAUUUUAAAAAAAAUAUAAUUAUGGAAUCGGCUUUAGCAUUUCCCAAUGGAUGUUCUUGAAUAAACAUUUUAUUAAUAAAAAUGCUAUAUUUAAACAUCGUUGAUAUGAUUAAAUAUCAGUCAUUAUUAUUUCACAUCCCACAUUGAUUUUUUCUAUCUUAAAUGGAAAAAAAAUCCAAAAUGAAUAUAUUCCAAAUUAGGCAAUUUUUUAUAUCUUUUAUUGAUUACAUUAUACGAGUCAGUCGGCAGUAUUUUUUUUUAUAAACUUUAUUUAAAUUUUUUAUUGCAGGAAAUUAGUUAAAAAAAAUACGGAUUUAUACCUUAAAAAUUUUAAACCCAAUGUUAGUAAGUAUUCUAACUCAUGUUGCUCUCUUUUAAUCUACCUUUAUUCGAUUAAUCUAUUAUUUGAAUGCAUUUGAAAAUUUUUUUUCGAAAUUUAUUUUUAUUACGCCGUUCGAAUUUUAUACUUAAUAAAUAUUAUAUUAAAUUAUCAUUUAUAUUGCUCAUGUAAAACAAUUGAUCAGGUUGUUACAUUUAUAGAAAAUAUUUGCGAAAUACUAUUUAUUAUUAUAUAUUAACACAUUGAAGAUCGCUAUUUGCAUAAUUAAAAUUAUAUUACGAUGAGAGUAUUUUAUGUACAUAUGUUAGGGAUAGCAUAAAUUAAUUUUUAUAAUCACCCGUGUU
Messenger RNA from Gordionus sp. m RMFG-2023, 2812 nucleotides. RefSeq names its product delta-aminolevulinic acid dehydratase-like. Bases 369 to 1991 code for a protein of 540 amino acids. The transcript is spliced from 2 exons. Gene Ontology annotation, molecular function: zinc ion binding; porphobilinogen synthase activity. Gene Ontology annotation, biological process: heme biosynthetic process. Lineage: Eukaryota; Metazoa; Nematomorpha; Gordioida; Chordodea; Parachordodidae. Gene Ontology annotation, cellular component: cytosol. The record is from RefSeq and is a predicted model, not a curated record.